Molecule: messenger RNA, 6255 nt
Organism: Drosophila yakuba
Lineage: Eukaryota; Metazoa; Arthropoda; Insecta; Diptera; Drosophilidae
Product: small G protein signaling modulator 2
Exons: 7
Coding region: 523-4131 (1202 amino acids)
Biological process (GO): activation of GTPase activity
Molecular function (GO): GTPase activator activity
Source: RefSeq, a predicted model, not a curated record
CGGAAAAGCUGCUGAGUGGCGGAAAAACAACAACUGGCACAAUAAGUAACAAAAUCAAAAAUAAACAAAGAACGACAGGAGCAAUAAAUAUACUACUAAAAAUAAUAACACUAAUUAAACUCUGCGUUAACACACAUACACGCAAAAGCGAUAAGCGAAAGAGGAAGGAGCAGCCGAAAAGUAUGCAGCAAAAAUGUGAAUAACUACUUCACAACAAAGCAGCAGCAUCAUCACACACACUCUGUUGUUGUUAUAUAAGUGUGUGCGUGAGCGGGAGUGUGUGCGUGCGUAGUAGUAAAAAUGUAGCAAAACUACAAUUGUAAAUUAACAAAGGCCAAGUAAAAAAAUGAGACAACGAAUCUAAGAAAAUUUUUGAUACAGCAAUUUUUGUUAGUAAGCGGAAAAGAAGAAAACACAAAGGAAAGCAAAAGGAAACAAGCAGCUGGCAGAGAGAGAGAAACAAUUUGACCCAAGCAAGCAAAAGAGAGCGAGUGAAAUCGCGACCACCAACCACCAAUACAGAUGAACAUGCUACACAGUUUCAGCGGCGGCGGCGCCGGCAGCGCUGCCAACGCCUCAGGCGACGUCAGCAACGCGGAAACCGAACUGAAGGAGCGGCUGAUAGCCAGCGUGAAGAAGGAGGUGAAGCAGCUGAUGGAGGAGGCGGUGACCAAGAAGUACGUCCACGAGGAGAGCAGCUCGGUGACCUCGUUGUGCGGCGCCGUGGAGGCCUGCCUGAGCCACGGUCUGCGCAGAAGGGCUCUGGGUCUGUUCAAGACCUCGUCGACGACGGCACUGAUCCAGAAGAUAGCAAAGAUCUGCCCGGAGGCGGAUUACGUGAGCCGCCGGCUCCUCGAGCUGGAACUCGCGCAGGAGUCGCACGCGGUGAGCGGCAAACGAUCUUCCUCCAGCAGCGACAGCAUCAUCAAGCCCAAGCUCCUGAGCAAGGGCAGCGGGAGCAGCAAUUCGGUGACCACCAUCAAUACGGUCUCCAAUGGGGCGGGAACAGGACCUGGAGGCGGGGUCGGUGCCAAUGCCCCGCUAGUCAAGUACCUGUGGAUCCGACUGGCUCUGCACGAGAAACGGCUGGCCAAGAUCAUCGAACACCUGGUCAGCAACGCCAACAGCUACUACGAUCGUGAAGCGCUGGUCGCCGAUCCCGACUACGGCUCCAUCCUGAGCUCCCUGCUGGUGGGUCCUUGUGCCCUCGAGUUCACCCGGGCCAAGACUGCCGACCACUACUGGUCCGAUCCCUGUGCCGAUGAGCUGGUGCAGCGCCACAGAAUCAGCUCGGGCAACCGGACGCCACCCACCACCCACCGGCCGAUCAUCAACUUCAAGCGCAGCCUGCACACCAGUUCGGAGGACACGAGCAGUGGCUCCUUCAAGGCCUGCUCGCCGGCGAGCGUGGCCAAGGACUACGUGGAAUCGCUGCACCAGAACUCGCGGACCACGCUGCUCUACGGCAAGAACAACGUACUGGUGCUGCCCAAGGACGUCUCCGAGCCCAUGCCGGGAUACCUCAGUCUGCACCAAAGCAUCCAGUCGCUGACGAUCAAGUGGACGCCCAACCAGCUGAUGAAUGGCUACAACGACGGCGAUGGCGGCGACAAGAGCUUCUACUGGAGCUACGCCCUCAACAUCAACGUGGACGAAAUUGUCUAUGUGCACUGUCACCAGAAUCGCGGCGGCGACACCGGCGGCACCAUCAUCCUGGUGGGCCAGGAUGGCGUACAGCGGCCGCCCAUUCACUUUCCUGAAGGCGGACACCUUCAGGCGUUUCUCAGCUGCCUGGAAACGGGUCUCCUGCCACAUGGUCAGCUGGAUCCGCCGCUCUGGUCACAGCGCGGCAUUGGCAAGCUGUUCCCCUGGCCCAAGAGCGUGAGGCGACACAUCUUGCCCUCCGUGAUGGAGGCCGGCGGCUCCCUGGCCGACGAGACGCCCAUCGACUAUGUGUUCCGUGUGGUCAGCAAAUGCCAGCACGAGGAGUUCUUGGCCAGCCACCCCAUCCUGGAGCUGGGGCGAUCGAGCCCGCGGCGGAAGCACCUCGGCAGCUGCUCCACCACCGGCAGCAGCGACUGCUCCAGCAAAAGCCUCUCGAUCGACCAGAGCAGCUGCGAAACGCCGCUGAUCCAGGCCAGCCAGAGCACCAGCAUCGAGCUGGUGUGCUCCACGAUGCGCCGGCAGAUCAUCUCCAGGGCCUUCUACGGCUGGCUGGCCUACUGUCGCCACCUCUCGACGGUCCGCACCCACUUAUCCGGGCUGGUCAACGGCCGCAUCAUGCCCAACCUGGCCGCGGACGAGGAGGGUCUGACCCGUGAAAAGUGGCAGGCGAUGCACGAGGAUGGGGUAAUUACUGGCGACUUGGAGCUCUAUCGACUCGUUUACUUCGGCGGCGUGGAGCCGGAGUUGCGCAAGGAGGUGUGGCCCUACCUUUUGGGGCAUUACGCCUUCGGCUCCACGCCGGAGGAGCGGAAAAAGCAGGACGAGACCUGCAAGCACUACUACGAAACGACGAUGAGCGAGUGGCUGGCUGUGGAGGCCAUCGUGCGUCAGCGGGAAAAGGAGAAGACGGCCCUGGCCGUGGCCAAAUUGAGUGCUGAGCAGGCGCGUCUAGCGGCCAAUGCCGCUAGCUCCUCGAAUCCCCACCAGAAACUCACCAACGGCAGCCAACAUUUGCAGCUUGAUCAUGGAAACGGCGAGGAUGAUCAGGAGCAGCUAGUCCUGGACGAGGGCGAGAAUGAUGUGUUCGAUGACAAUGACUUUUCGGACAUUUCCGAUCCUGGGGAUCUGUUUGAUGAGCCGGAAUCAGGCCAGGAGGCCGAGGAGCAGGAGCAACGUAACAACGAGGAGGAGGUCUUUAAAAAACAGGAGGAGGAUCAGGAGAAUCAGGAGGAUCAGGAGGAUCAGGAGGCCCAGGAGGACGAUGAGCAAAGCGAGAUGCCGCGACUCAGCGAGCAACUUGUUCUGGAGUUCCAAAACAUAGACAGUAUGGAACCAUUACGUCUGCAGGAGAACUGCUUUGCCGAUUCCGAGACCGAAAACGAUCUGGGACUGGGUCUGGAUGGCAGCGGCAAUAUCCUGUUGCUGAGCAUCAAGAGCUCCCCAUCGACGAGCAGCUAUGAGACGGUGGGCAACGAGUUCGUCGACAUGGCGGAGGCCAAGCUGGAGGAGGAGGAAACCCCUGGGCAGCUAAGCAAGUUCCACAGCGCCGACGACGUGAGGCUGGACAACCAGGAUGAGGAGGAAUCAUCGCAGCCAGCCACUGCGGUCAUUAUAACAGAGGCGGCUUCGCUGGACGCCCUGGACGACGAUCCCACCGAGGAGUUUACCUCGAGAAAGACCAGCCUGAUGUCGCCCCUCAACGAGGACAUCACGGUGGUGGCCUCGCUGGAUGCUCUGCAGGAGCCCAAGUCCGCCUGCGUCUCGCCAGCCAGCUCCAACGGAGGUGUCUACAGCGUGGAGCUGCUGGAGCAGUUCGGAUUGAAUCUGCAUCGAAUCGAGAAGGAUGUGCAGCGGUGCGACAGGAACUACUGGUACUUCGCCAACGAGAACCUGGACAAGCUGCGCAACGUGAUCUCCACGUACGUGUGGGAGCACCUGGACGUGGGCUACAUGCAGGGCAUGUGCGACCUGGUGGCUCCCCUCCUGGUUAUCUUCGACGACGAGUCGCUCAGCUACAGCUGCUUCUGCAAGCUCAUGGAGCGCAUGAUCGAGAACUUUCCCAGCGGCGGGGCCAUGGACAUGCACUUUGCCAACAUGAGGUCCCUCAUCCAGAUCCUCGACUCGGAGAUGUACGACCUGAUGGACUCGAACGGCGACUACACGCACUUCUACUUCUGCUACAGGUGGUUCCUGCUCGACUUCAAGAGGGAGCUCGUCUACGACGACGUCUUCGCCACCUGGGAGGUGAUCUGGGCGGCCAAGCACAUCGCCUCCGGCCACUUCGUCCUCUUCCUGGCCCUGGCCCUGCUGGAGACCUAUCGCGACAUCAUCCUCUCGAACAGCAUGGACUUCACCGACGUCAUCAAGUUCUUCAAUGAAAUGGCGGAGCGCCACAACGCCCAGUCGAUCCUGCAGCUGUCCAGGAGCCUGGUCCUCCAGCUUCAGACCAUCAUCGAGAACAAGUAGACGGGUAGCCAUCCGUAAACCAUCGUCAUCGUCAGUUCCUGGAGACCUCAGUUGCCGAUCAGUAUUGAGCAUGCGACGUACUAUGUUGUUAGCACCUAGAAACUAGAAUCGUAGAAUCGCAGUUAGAAUGAAAGCGCUUAGGGGUAUAUAGCCAACCACCACAAAGCAUAAGCAUACCACAUACCCACUAACGUAUACCCUACAACAUUUAUACAGAACAUAUAACGCAUAACAAAUAGCGCAUAACAUAUAACAUAUAUGACAUACCUGCACCCUAGAGAUUGCAAUUAGCUGCAAUUAGCUGAGAAUCUCGCUGUGGUUUUUUGGGAGGCCUCCCGUAAUCCGCAAUGGUUUUUUUUUUUUUGGAAACGGCUGGGAAUCGCUUAAAGAAAUUUAACACAAUUAAGGAAAUUGUAGUGACCUGAAAACACACAAAGAAAGAAAGAAAAUCAAGUGGAAAUCGAACAACGUAAAAGAUAAACUAUUUAUACUUAUACAAUAUACAUGGAUAUACCGAUUAUAUUAUACACAGGCAGUGGCAUAUUUAUACGUUUUGUAUAUUCGAGAGAACCAGGAGUGGAUCACGUACAUAUAUGGAUAUUGUAUUAGAUAUCGUCUAUAUAUGGCAAUGCUGUGCGGCUGCGACUGCGGCCAACUGUUGUUAAUGUUAUGUUAUCGCUUUGGCUAAUAAUUAGAUAUAUUAUUAUAUACGAGUAUACACCUGUAUUCAACGACAACCGGGGGAGCGCCAUUAAAGCUGUGGGGGAAACUCCUUGAAACCACAAUUCACAUAUGUAUUUUGAAGCACCUAAGGAAACUAGAGUUUCAGAAAGAAAAGCCCAAGUUGAAGGGCAUCGUUUUAGGAGAUUUGACGGCACCCCCGAAUCGAACUGCAAUUGUUGUUAGUUAUGUUUGUCUUCUGUUUUUCAUUUGUAGCUGCAAGCGUUGAGAAAAAAUUUUGUACUCGAGUUGCCCGACAGGUGGAUCCUGGGGCUAUAUCUCUCUAUAGGUAAAUCGAACAAUUACCACACGAAACUGUUACGAAAUUGUUGUUGAUGGCUGCGAAGCGUUGAGUUUGUUUGUAUUAGCGAAACUGAUGUGUGCGACCCAAUAUGUGUAAAGAUAUAUAUUUAACGAAUAUUAUAAUAUUUAUACAAGCAUUAACCCGAAGCAUAGUUAUAUAGAGCGGAAUGUGUUAGCCGUGUAUUGUUAUAAUCGAACCCGAUUCGUUGCUAUUCUCAGGCGAACUACCUUGUUUCCAAUUUCCAAUUUCCGGUUUUCAAAUUCGGUUACGGUUUCGGUUACGGUUUUCGUUGUUUUUUGGUAAGUGCAGGCGCACCAAAAAUCCCUCCACUGGGCUUAUAUACAACCUACAAAUAUUAUAUAGAACUAUUUAGAGCGCAAACACUUUGUGUGGAAUCUAAGUUAAUGCGAAGUAGCACGCUUUUUGUGUAUGGAAAAAAAGUCGAAAACGAAAAACCAAAAAAAUACUUCAUGUGAUUUCUUGUUGCUUCUUUGAAUAUCGAUAUUUUUGUAAGCGCUAAAACGUAUAUAUAAAUAUAUAUACCUUACGAAACAGAACGAGAUGGCGGGCAACAGAUAGAGAGAGACGGGAAGCUGAAGCAAGAAAGAGAGAUAAGAUAUAUUUUACACUUGGCUGGGGCAACAGGCAGGGUAUGGAAAGUCAGUAAAGUCCAACCAGAACUUCGGCCACUCUUUUGAUACACAUAUUCGACAGAAGAUCUGCAAAUCCACCACGACGAAGUAUGAUUAACUAAACCCCGAAGAGCAAGGCAGGAACUCUCGCUAUAUUGUAUCGUAUUCAAGCUAAGCUACACAUACAUAUAUAUACAAAAAUAUAUGUAUAUAUAUAUAUAGAUAUAUAUAUAUAUUUAUACCCGUCUGUGUAGAGACGCCAGCUAGAGAACCCGAGCAUAUAGAGUAUUACGUUACCCACGAUUGUAACCACAUAUAGCAUACGCAUGAAUACUACGAAUAUUUUAUGUUCCAAGUGAAACCAUAUAAAUGCCCAAAAAAAUACAAAUAACUGAUCAAUGUAUAAUUUACCGAAACCAUGUCGAUGAAAACCAAAUAAAAGGAAUUAUGUAAAAUGUUUACAAGAAA